GGUAUUAAGUGAGGUGGGAUAUCGAAAGACAUGAUUCAUGAACUCAGGCUCAGCUGCCUGGAAAUGUCCCAGCUUUGCUCUUCCCAAGAUACGCUUUUGCUACUAGACGGUCAUGGUUUAGGUAAAUAGCGAGAACACAAGACAUCGCAUGAAAACCGGGCGUGGCCAAAGAAUACCGAAACUGUACUAAUCUGCAUGGGAAGAUUUGGGUUGGAUGAGCUAGCAGUGAUCCAAACGGGAUCGAUGAUCUAGUGCGCUUUGGGUUUUGCUGGGAUCGCGCAUAUCGUGGCUGGCGUUAAAGUGGAAACAGCACCACAGUACCUGAAUCCCUGAUAAUGUCUGUAAACACUCGCGAAGCAGUCAGUGAUCCGGGUCCGCGUCUGCGCAAACGCAUCAACAUUUAUAUCCAGCGCAGCGACGGUCGUGUCCAUCAAGCCUCGGUCAGCGAUAUCGACUAUGAGAAGGAAUGCGUCAUCGUGGAAUGGAUCGAGAACGGCGAGACCAAAGGAAAGAGCGUGGAAUUCCCCGCCGUCUUCGAGCUGAACGCUAACCUGCUGCCCAGUCGGAAGAGUCAUUAUGUGGAUCGCGAGACGACCAACGGGAAUGAAGUUUCGCCUGACGGAGAUGACGAGGAAGACCUAGACGAUGAGAUCUCCGAUGAUGACGAUGUGCUGAUGGUCAAUGUGCCCGCAUCCAACGAUGUGCUGUACGAAGAGUCGGAAGAGCCUGUUACUGCUCCCGUGCAGCGUGAGGACCGGGAGAGCAGCAAAGGGAUGAUGAUGCAUUUGCCCGGGGCGCCCAGCACCGGGCUGCGUCGCCCCACCAGCGCCAAGAAUCCCCGUGUGACUAAUACGGCCGCGGCGCCGCGUCGACAGUUGAAUUCGGUCAGUGAGAACGGCGGCGAUGCACGGCAGACGGGGGCUCCGGUGACGGAGAUGAAAAGGUCAACACGUGCUGGUGUGGGGGCAGCCUCCAAGAGUUUGGCUGGAGGUAGCACAGCGCAGCAGUCGGCGCGCGAUCGCAAGACGGAAGUCAGUCCACGACCCAGUCUGCCAGGGAAUCAAGCUCGCAUGUCUAAUUGUGCAAGGCAAAUCAAGAAACUAGAGCAGAACCGUAACGAACGACGUUUGCGUCUUGAGGAGGCCAAGCAAGAAAAACAGAAGCAGAUGAAUGCGGAUCCGGGCAACCCUAACUGGCAGUUUCUGGCCAUGAUUCGUGACUUCCGCGCAACGCUGGAUAUCAAUCCGCUGGUGAUAAGUGACGUGGCCCACGAUAAACUAAUCAAUGUCUGCGUUCGUAAGCGCCCGUUGAGCAAGAAAGAGGAGCAGAGAAAGGAGGUGGAUGUUAUCACAGUGCCGUCUAAGGACACGAUGAUUAUGCAUGACUGCAAACAGAAAGUGGAUCUGACCAAAUAUCUCGACAACCAGUCUUUCCGAUUUGAUUACGCCUUCGAUGACGAUGCAACUAACGAGAUGGUCUAUAAGUUUACAGCUCAACCAUUGAUUCAGACCAUUUUCGAGGGAGGAAUGGCCACUUGUUUCGCCUACGGACAGACAGGAAGUGGAAAGACUCAUACAAUGGGAGGCAAUUUUUCCGGCAAAAAUCAGGACUGUUCAACUGGGAUCUAUGCAUUUGCAGCGCGCGAUAUUUUCAAGCAUUUGCAAAAGCCGAAAUAUAAGAAGGACAAUUUUUCCGUUCGGGCUAGCUUCUUUGAAAUAUACAGUGGGAAGGUGUUUGAUCUGCUGAACAAAAAGAAAAAGCUUCGCAUUUUGGAGGACAACCAGAAUCAAGUGCAGGUUUGCGAUCUACAGGAACGGGAAGUGAAAGCGGUGGAAGAUGUGCUGCAUCUGAUCCAACUGGGAAAUGGUGUACGCACCUCGGGCCAAACGGCAGCAAAUCAGCAUUCAUCCCGUUCGCAUGCGGUGUUUCAGAUUAUUUUACGCCAGAAAACAGGAGUUCUGCACGGGAAAUUCUCUUUUAUUGAUCUUGCCGGCAACGAGCGGGGUGUUGACACGAUGAGCACUGAUCGCCAGACACGAUUGGAGGGCGCGGAGAUUAAUAAGAGUCUGUUGGCCUUGAAGGAGUGCAUCCGUGCGUUGGCCCGCAAGGGCGCCCAUUUGCCUUUCCGUGGCAGCCAGUUAACCAAGGUGCUUCGUGAUUCGUUCAUUGGGCAGAACUCACGAACAUGCAUGAUUGCUAUGAUUUCGCCUGGAAUUUCUUGUUCAGAACAUACUUUGAAUACGCUGCGCUAUGCCUAUCGUGUCAAGGAAUUAGAUAGCGGCAAUGGAAAGGAGGAUUCUGGACGUCCGUUGACUGGAUCCGGCAGUGGAGAAGAACCCGGCUUGUUAGACACGAUGUCCUCUAUGGCCAGUGAUGUUGGUAGCCUGCACUAUGAAGAGCCCGAACUGGAAGAGAACAACGAACAACUACAGACCAUCAAUGCCUUGCGGGAAGCGGAAGAUGACGUGUUGGAAGGUCAGAAGAUUGUACUGGAUACGCUGGAUGAAUUUACGAAAAAAUUUAAGGAUUUCAAUAACAUCACGAGUGAAGUGGAUUACAAUGUUGAUGAAUAUGCUGAUCAUAUGGAGCAGACAUUGGCAGACUACGAUGAGAUUUUUGCCCCACUAAUGGCCGAAUUUCGUCGUAAGUUUAAGCGUCUUCGAGAAGAACUGGCCAAGGAAGAAGAAUUCAGCAAAUCAUUGACCCAUAAAUAAGCGAAUUUGUAAAUGCAUCGAAGAUGUGGAUUAAAUUCUUUUAUACUCGCGCGUCGCUUGUUGAGAGUUUCUGUGAUGUUUCCUUAAGAUUCCCUGCGUUUGACAAGUUUCCGUAAAUUUUUUGCAUUCCCUGCUUUUGGCAUCUGUUUGUCCUUAAUCCAGAAGUCUGAGCGAGCUAGUCGUUAUUUAUUUUCGGAAAUUUCUAUGUGAUGCCUGUUUAUUUCGUGUGGGUAUUGCGUACUUUUAUCUAUACAUUUUCUAAGUUUUCAUCUGGUGUCUGAUGGACCGUUUUUUUAGAUCUUGCAGGUUUGAGAACGGAUCUUGAGUAUUUGGUUUCUCACUUUUUGUGUAUGCCGUACUAUGUGCAUCAAGUGAUUAUGUUUCCAGUGCGUUCAAUUUGCUAUAAUAAUAUUAAGUACCUACUGGUUUGUGCCGAAUUGUCCGUUAAAUCUGGGAUAAUAAAGACUUUUUUCAUA
Paramacrobiotus metropolitanus is the source of this 3190-nucleotide messenger RNA. Its product is annotated as kinesin-like protein KIF2A. NCBI's taxonomy places the organism in Eukaryota, Metazoa, Tardigrada, Eutardigrada, Parachela, Macrobiotidae. The record is from RefSeq and is a predicted model, not a curated record. The coding region runs from base 336 to 2714 and encodes 792 amino acids. Gene Ontology annotation, molecular function: microtubule motor activity; ATP binding; microtubule binding. The transcript is spliced from 6 exons. Gene Ontology annotation, biological process: microtubule-based movement.